AUGCAUUUCAUGUGCGAGGCCCUUUAUAGCCUUUACGGCCUGCAUAGACCAACUUUAAUAGAAAGGAGUGUCCGAAUUGCAGAACAUUGCAGAGAUUUCUUAAAAUUGUAAAAGGAUUUGGCGUUUAUUAACAUCAACAAAGAAAGAGGAAGGGAAACUGAUAAAGACACGCGCGAUUUCACAUCGCAAUUAUACGAGACAUUAUGGUAAAAUAUUCCUCGCGAAUAUAGUGGACAGGCACGAUUAAAUCUGGAACUCGCUAUUCGAGAAUAAAAAAUGACCCUUAUGGAUUUCUUCGGUUGCGCCUGUUUGGCUUUCGGCCCACCGUUAGCCAUGUUCACAUUUACUAUCGCUGCUGAGCCUAUCAGGAUAAUCAUAUUAAUCGCCAGCGCUUUCUUCUGGCUCAUCUCCCUGUUGCUGUCGUCGGUGCUUUGGUAUGCUGUCGUUCCGCUGCAAGAGUAUCUUGCAUUUGGCUUGAUCUUUUCUGUACUGUUCCAGGAAAGUUUUAGGUACCUAUUAUAUUGGGUGCUGCGAAAAGCCGAGAGAGGAUUGGAAAAAGUCACAACGACGCACGUGGCUGACAGCAGACAUGUGUUCGCAUAUGUUUGCGGUUUGGGUUUUGGCUUCAUGAGUGGUGCCUUCGCCUUGGUCAACGUCUUAGCCGACGCGGUUGGACCCGGUACCAUGGGACUUCGACAGGGCACCGAAUUCUUUUUCAUAAUAUCAGCUGCCACCACUCUGUGUUUCAUUCUUCUACACACAUUUUGGGGUGUCAUUUUCUUCUCAGCCCUAGACAGGAAGAAUUGGGGACAGAUCAUCUGGGUGGUGGGAUCGCACUUAAUCGUCUCAUGUAUGACCUUGCUUAAUCGUUAUCAGGCAUAUGUGGCCAGUUUACUUUCUGUUUACGCAGUGCUGGUAAUAACGACUACACUUGCGUUCAGAAUCGCUGGUGGACAAAGGCAGUCUUUUAGUCUCUGUUUCCAGAGAAGCUGAGAGCUUACAAAAGUUACUUAACAUUCAUAGUUAAGAGAUCCACUUCUGGCGUCAUAACAACAAACAUUUUUUUCCCUUUAGAUGCUAUUUUAAGAAAGUUAUUACUUUAUUGUACAAGGUGUCCCAAAUUUAAAUAUUAAAACUUUGGGAGCGUAUGAGGAAUUGAUAAACUAAGAAACGGAGAUCGUGCUCGUUUUUGCUUUGUUUUGAAGAAAAUUGUAAAAAAGAUUAAAAAAUGUUUUUGUUCUUUACUUUUUAUUUAUUUAUUUACUUACACUGAAUCUAUAUUUGACAAUUCCUUAGGUUAAUUUUUCUUGUAAAUACAGCUUUAUCCAACCACAUUUUUGAGGGAGAUGAAUUAUCAUGUAAUUAAUUUUAUAUUAAGCAAAUGUUAUCACAAUUCCAUAGCUCCAGAUGUUAUAUUGAUUUAAGAAAUAAAGAUCUGAAUUAAAAAUUCUUGUUUUUGGGAUAAAAUUUAUGCUAUAGACAUGUAUUAAUACUUUAAGAAAGAAAUUUCCAAAUUUAUAAAUGUAAUACAUACGAAAAUUAUUGUAUUUAACCAUUCUGGCGAAAAUAUAAAAUUUUUUGAAGCGUCA
This is a messenger RNA of Solenopsis invicta (red fire ant), 1589 nucleotides long. It is a transcript of the gene aph-1, whose product is annotated as gamma-secretase subunit Aph-1. The record is from RefSeq and is a predicted model, not a curated record. The coding region runs from base 277 to 993 and encodes 238 amino acids. Gene Ontology annotation, cellular component: endoplasmic reticulum; gamma-secretase complex; membrane. Gene Ontology annotation, biological process: Notch receptor processing; Notch signaling pathway; positive regulation of catalytic activity. Lineage: Eukaryota; Metazoa; Arthropoda; Insecta; Hymenoptera; Formicidae. Gene Ontology annotation, molecular function: protein-macromolecule adaptor activity. The transcript is spliced from 2 exons.